AUGGUUUACUCCAAACUCCAGAACAGUCUCAGAAGAGACUCUUCAAUCCAGCGCCACACGGACCUCAACUUCUUUGCCCUCUCCUCCCAAAAAAAGGCCAAAGAACCGGAGAAUAUUGACGGUCUUCACCCAAUCGACCCGGAUCAACCUGACCAGACCAGUGCUGGCUCCAGAUCCCCCAAACGUCGAGGUGGUGAAGACCUUAAGAAUGUACUCUACGAACCAGAGGUUUUUGUUGUUCAACCGGCCGAGUACCAAAGAGCAGCAAAAACCCUGAAAAUUGCAUUUGGCAAAGAUGAAUUCGUCAAGUAUCUGACUUCUCCAAUGCAGUCAAACUUGCUUCUGAAAGAACAGGUUGACGAAGCCUUUUUUGAGGCUACGGUGUACCUGGCCAUUUUGGACGGUGUCGUUGUCGCGAUUCGUGACGAAGAAGGCGAGAAAACCGACCCGGAAUGCCCAUUUCUUGCGGUGGCAUGUUUUUACAAGCCUGAGAGCGAGCCCAUGUCUUUGACAAAUUACUUCUACAAAAUGUGGAAGUCGGGGUAUCUCAAGUUUGCAUGGUUGGCCAACCAAGAAUGCCGUCGAAGGGUUUUCCAAGAACAGUGGCCACUGCUGAACCAAGCCAAAUCCAAGGUAUUGGGGUUCAGAGAGAAGAACUCGUGGUAUCUCUCCGAUAUCGGAACGACUCCUCAAGCUCAGGGAAAGGGAUGUGCUCGGAAGAUGUUGUCGUACAUGUACGAUAAUUACAUUGAUCCGCAAUCCAGUUUCUUGUACUUGGAGUCAUCUCAUCCUAGAAACAGGAAGAUUUAUGAGAGAUUGGGAUUCACUUAUAUCGAGACAAUCGCGGUUUGCAAUAUGGUUUGCGAUUGUUUAGACGAGUGUGAGGUCCACGAACCAAAGCCCUUGACCAUGGAUCUCAUGGUUAGAGGUGUUAGAGGUGGAUGUUGGUACGAUGGAGAAAUUUCUGAGUAA
Kuraishia capsulata CBS 1993 is the source of this 972-nucleotide messenger RNA. RefSeq lists its product as uncharacterized. The transcript has a single exon. The record is from RefSeq and is a predicted model, not a curated record. Lineage: Eukaryota; Fungi; Ascomycota; Pichiomycetes; Pichiales; Pichiaceae. The coding region runs from base 1 to 972 and encodes 323 amino acids.